Messenger RNA from Xenopus tropicalis (tropical clawed frog), 504 nucleotides. Its product is annotated as histone H3. NCBI's taxonomy places the organism in Eukaryota, Metazoa, Chordata, Amphibia, Anura, Pipidae. The record is from RefSeq and is a predicted model, not a curated record. The coding region runs from base 44 to 454 and encodes 136 amino acids. The transcript has a single exon.
GCCCCCAGACACCAUAACGUUUUAGUGCUUCUACGUUGUUGCAAUGGCCCGUACUAAACAGACCGCCCGCAAAUCCACAGGCGGGAAGGCUCCCCGCAAGCAGUUGGCCACCAAGGCAGCCAGGAAGAGCGCCCCGGCCACUGGCGGAGUCAAGAAACCCCAUCGUUACCGCCCAGGGACUGUGGCUCUCCGGGAAAUCCGCCGCUACCAGAAAUCCACUGAGUUGCUGAUCCGCAAACUGCCUUUCCAGCGUCUGGUCCGGGAGAUCGCCCAGGACUUCAAGACCGAUCUGAGGUUCCAGAGCUCAGCCGUUAUGGCUCUGCAGGAGGCCAGCGAGGCUUAUCUGGUGGGACUCUUUGAGGACACCAACCUGUGCGCCAUCCACGCCAAGAGGGUCACCAUCAUGCCCAAGGAUAUCCAGCUGGCCCGCAGGAUCCGAGGGGAGAGGGCUUAGAUCCGAGGGGGUUUUAUUCACUGGGCACAAAGGCUCUUUUCAGAGCCACC